This is a messenger RNA of Penicillium hordei, 3315 nucleotides long. RefSeq lists its product as uncharacterized. Lineage: Eukaryota; Fungi; Ascomycota; Eurotiomycetes; Eurotiales; Aspergillaceae. The transcript has a single exon. The record is from RefSeq and is a predicted model, not a curated record. Gene Ontology annotation, molecular function: ADP binding. The coding region runs from base 1 to 3315 and encodes 1104 amino acids.
AUGGAGAAAGAACUUGAAGUGUUGCACAGCCGGUUGUUCAAAGCCAAGGCACGCCCAGAAAAGACAAUGGCCGUCCUGAUAUCCGGCGUUCCAGGCGCCGGCAAGACAUAUCUAGCGCGGCAGUACGUGUUCACUCAGCGUGACUGCUACCCAGGCGGAAUAUUCUGGAUUGACGCCAAGUCCCGCGAAUCAACGUACAAGUGUUUUUGGGAGAUUGCACAAGCAGCUACGCUGAUUGAACAGAAGGUGACCGUGAACACUGGGUAUCAUGAGACUGGAAAGUAUGUGAAUGCAGUCCGCCUCUGGCUUCAGACACGCAAAGAUUGGCUCCUCGUCUUCGAUGGUGUUACCUUCGACCGUGACGACGAUAUCAAUAAGUUCAGGGAGGUCUUGCCAUGGAGCAAACAGUGCAGUAUUAUAUACACCUCGGUCGACACAACCCUGCGCAAAAAACAGCGACUGUACGAGCCAUAUUGUCUGAUGAUCUCGCGGUUGCAAGUGGAAGACGCUUGCAAGCUUUUGUUUAAGGAUCUUGGGAUUACGCGAGCGACACCCGAGCAAAUCUCUAAGGCUACCCGGAUAGUCGAGCACUACGAAUGUCUGCCUUUGGCAAUCCAUGCGAUCGGGCACCGUCUCAACGCAACAGGUAAACCGAUUGAAAAGUAUCAUGUCAAAUCUCAGGUGACGGACAAGAAGCUUGCAGAGCCUUUCUUGAUCAUUAUGAACGAUUUGUUUCGGUUGCAGCAAAAGCAGGCGUUGCACUUGAUUAAUCUUCUCUCGUUUCUUGGCCACCAGGUGCCAGUGGGCCUUCUGAACCUCGGUCGAGCGGCUAUGACCGCUGAGAAUUUGGAGAUACAGACCAGCGGCCAAAUCGGAGAAGAUCCUGAUCUCGAUACCACACUUGGAACCCUCAUUCACUACGGGUUAGUUGAACGGAUUUCAGAUGCCGAUCUCUUUCAGCAGAGGUCGUCCGUGCCUAAUUUUGAGGGCGAUCAUAUGAGCUCGGAUGUGAGGACCGUUCCCGAACUCUCAGAUUCCCUGACAGAGAGUAGCCAGGAAGGAUUUUUUUCCAUUUACCGUCAUGAAUCGGUAGUUGAUGUAGUCAAGAUUCACAGUGUGGUGCAAGGGUUCUGUCGCGAUGAGCUCCGAAUCAAAGACGAGGAGAACAAAGGCAUCAUGAACAAUAAUGACCCUGGUUUCUUCGAUACUUGGUUGAUUGUUGCCACCCGAUUUCUCAUCACGUCGUACGACGCCGCUAUGGGACGGAUGGCUCAUUAUGAAGACUGUGGUCUUGUCCGGGACUAUCGAGAGUACGAAACUCACGCUUCACGACUGCUUGAGCUCUUUCCAAAGAAGACAGCAAUUAAUUUCCAUCCACUAAUCGUUCGUGAAACGCGAGAGAAUUUGCGACGGUUGAUGAGGAUGAUCAGCGAAGAAAUAGAGAACAUGUCUCCAAGCUCCUCACACCACUCUCUACGGAAUCAGAAGUCGGUUUUCGACAGGUCAAGCAGCUCGUCCUCCUCCUUCCGCGAUUCGUCAGCCGACGAAGGUCCAUCGCGCCGGUCUACCUUCAACUGGAGUGAUCUCGGGUCACCUCGAGCGGAGUCUCCCGAGGAGAUAGCUAUGCCACCUCCCCAGUUCAGAUUAGAGCUUUUCCCACCACAUAUCUUCAGACAAUCUGGGUAUGAAUCCGAAGAGGGAUAUGAAACGGACGGGGAAGCCAAGGAGGCAAUUCGAAUUUCUCCUUCGAUGUCGCAAAUGAGCCAAGCUACAGAGAAACCAAACAAUACACCACCCUCAUCGAGUCCUCCACUAACCACUGGCCUAUGGGAAUGGCAAGUGGUCAAUCGACGCUCAAAGCCAGGGCAAAUCAAUGAGAAUCAAACAAAGAGGCGAAACAAAGGGCCCCGUCGCUUUAGAGAUACAAAAUCCGACACCCCACUGGUCAAACUGUCCUCCAUCCAAGGCAAGGGAUCAUCAAGCCGCACAGCCGCUGGCGUAACCGGGAGCUCUUUGAUGAUGGCUUCAGCUGCUGAAAAAGCACUCGCUGCAGUGCGUCGGUCUAGCAAUUCUCAAGCGUCCGCUGGCGCCCCUCAGCCUACAAUCACCUCUCUACCAGCAAACCAAGAGAACAUUCCUACCUAUGCGAAUGUGGUCACCCGACGAAGGUUAGAGGCAGACUCUACAGCGAAACUCCCAUUGUCUGUUCCCGUUUUUCCGGCCUUGGAUCCAGCUAGCGGUUUGCAUUUGAAUGGCGGCUUGCAGAUGAAACCGUCCACCGAGUCGCUCGAUAGUCAAACGGCCUACGCCUUCACGUCUCCGUUAUACCAUGAGGUCACUGACGAAUUAAUGAUUGAGCCUCUAAGUCAGUCAACCUACAGCGAGCCUGAGUUUAAUAUGCCCAAUCAUCACGGAUCAGGUUUACAUACCGCGCCUGGAUCCCGGGUUCCCUCUCGGCGUGGUUCAGUACCACAUCUGGAGGUCCCACAAAGUCUAUCUGCAAGCGUGCCAUCCCUCCUUCCAUACCCACCACCUCUUCCAUACGAUGAGAACAUCUCUGUUACUCUUCCAAGCCACAGAAGAUCCUCUCAAUUAGCACAAGGCUCAAUACCUACCUCGGGCGCUCCUAGACCUUCUUCCAUCGCUCAUCCAUCCGCAAUCAUGCCCAGCGCAUUGUCACUAUCUAAUGCCAAACAACACGUGGGUUCAGCCCCAGAGCGCUCUAUCCCCGAGCCGAUGUCGCGUGACUCUUCGGCUUACUCUCAUCAAUCAUGGGCCACCGAGCCCGUACGAUACCCCCCGCGAUUCUCGCCAAUUCCAAGUUUCCAACAGGCUCCCGAGAUGAUCCCAAGUCCACCAUCGAGCAUGCAGCAUCAACAACAAAUGCUCUCCGGGACCGCUGGCUGGACAACCGAAUCGCCCCUGGCGGGCAGUGCUUUUCAGUCAGAUCCCACCUACCCCAGCCCACCCGUGUCAUCGCAUGGACCGCUUGGCUCCAUGGAUGAGCGAAUGAAAUAUUCCAACCCGGGCUGGAACCCCGAGAUCGAUCCAGUGCAGUAUUUGCAUUUUGGGGGACACCGCGUCGAUGUGCGAGACGCACGACUCCGACUGCAUGGAUCGACCCGAGUGCUGCCCCCGCGUCCCCAGCAGUAUCAGCUAUAUCAUCCCAAUUUGUCGGGUCCUUUGAUUCAGCAUGAGGGUCAGGUCUAUGCACCUGCGCCUGCGCCGCGACUGGAGGUAUAUGGGACUCGUGCGCGGAGUGGAAGUUCCCCUGUGCGCCCUAAUUAUGCUGGUUUGGGGGUGCGGUACCAGUGA